This is a messenger RNA of Esox lucius (northern pike), 1401 nucleotides long. RefSeq names its product single-pass membrane protein with aspartate-rich tail 1b. Gene Ontology annotation, cellular component: mitochondrial inner membrane; uniplex complex. Lineage: Eukaryota; Metazoa; Chordata; Actinopteri; Esociformes; Esocidae. Bases 417 to 764 code for a protein of 115 amino acids. Gene Ontology annotation, biological process: mitochondrial calcium ion homeostasis; calcium import into the mitochondrion. The record is from RefSeq and is a predicted model, not a curated record. The transcript is spliced from 2 exons.
AAGAUAAUUAAUGGGCUGUAAAACCUAAUCAUAACAAACAUUCUAUACAGGAAUACUUCGGCCUGGAGAGCAGAAACACUUCUGAUUUCAUCCUCUCUUUCUAAUAAACGACAGAUUCGGAAAUGGGGAACCUGGCUAUUGAUUCAUUACUAGGUAAUUAAAAAAAAAUUGGGCAUGUACUGACGGAGUUUAUUGGAUCAAAUAAGCCUGUCAUAGUAUCAGAACAAAAAUAAACAACAAUCAACCAUUUAAAUUCAACACUGGUAUUGGCCCCCCAUAAAAUAACGCAUCACCAUAUAAAAAAAAUAAAAUAACGCAUCACCAGCCUGCUGCGUCAUUUUCACGUAUACAUACAGUAUUUUUGUUCUAGGCACGUCACCCAACUCUACUUUAGGCGUAUCACUCGAACGCGCCCAAUGAUUUCACUUACCGCAUUGCUGCAAACAUCAACGCCUCGGAAUAUGGCGCCGGCCUUAGCUCAUCUGGCUAGACUGACGGUGCUCAAAAGCAGUCGUGUACCAAAAUGUUCUUCAAACAUGAAUGUAAAUAGCUUAGGAGCGGCACUAACUAAGUAUCGAACAGUUGUGUACUCACCAUCGGGUGGUAUUUUGCCAAAACCCAAGAAGACCUCCUUUGGCCUUUUUCGGAUUGCUAUGGUAGUGAUCCCCUUCCUGUAUGUUGGAACUCUCAUCAGCAAGAACUUUGCUGCGCUGCUGGAAGAACAUGACAUCUUUGUCCCAGAGGAUGAUGAUGAUGAUGAUUGAAGGGUCUGUAUGCCCCAAAAUAUUACAUGACCUGGGUGUGCUGUAUCUAGAAAAAUAAAUCCCCCUGGCUAGAUCUCUCAGAAUUUAAGUAAUAUGAUUGCAUUUUACCUCAGGGAAGGUUAGGUCUAUUACUGUUUUUUCUCUCUCUCUCAACAGUUGUUACCACUGAAAGACUAUGGGAAGAUGUGAAUGCUGAAAAGACUUGACUCAAACUCAACAAUGCCUUUAUAGCUCUUUGUGUGCUUUUUCCUGCUGUCCCUUGUAAUGUGUGCCUGCUUGGAUACAAAGUGUUUUUUGAGAAGUGAUAAUUUUUCCUUACUGGACAUAUUUGCAUGCACUGAUAACACUUCAACAGUGUCAUAUAUAAUAUAAUACACAUAUUCAUGUGCAAAUAUAUAUACACACACACAUUAAUGUGCAAGAAUAAACUCAUCGAUCUGCCAAAGUAGCACUUCAUUUAGCCAGUUAUUAAUGAAAAUAGUGCUAUGCUUUUCAGCCAUACAAGAACACUGAUUUAUUUGGGGCCUAUUUUGGUGGUUUCUGAUAUGGUCAACAAGGACGCUUGGUGCUCUUUAUUACAACCUGUGGUGUAACUGUUUUUGGUCAACAGAUCUAAUAAAUAAUUUAUAAUGUGUCA